GUUUGUAGUGGGAGUACUUCCUGUAGACGGCACAAACGUCAAAACAAUUUUGAAUAACUAAUUUCCGACUAAAAUAAGCGAAAAUGUCGCUUGCCGGGUUUAAAAAACAAUUGAAUAAGGCAAACCAGUUUAUGAGUGAGAAGAUAGGAGGGGCCAAGGGAACAGAGCUUGAUGAUGAAUUUUGUGAAAUGGAAAGGAAAAUUGAUGUAAUGGGGAAGCUGGUCGAUGACUUGAUCUCCAAAACUCAUGAAUUUCUUCAGCCUAAUCCUGCUUCCAGAGCAAAACUGUCCGCUAUGGGUUCAUUUCAAAAGAUUCGAGGACAGGCAAAGAGCGCAUUGUACCCACAACCAGAGGGAACGCUGGGAGAACAUAUGCAAAAACAUGGGCAAGAUUUAGGAGAAGAUUCACUUUUUGGUCAGAGUUUGGUAGAUGCAGGAGAAUCAUUUAAAAGACUAGCAGAAGUAAAAUAUUCUUUAGAGGAAAAUGUUAAACAAAAUUUUCUAGAACCGUGGUCACAUCUUUCAACUAAGGAUUUAAAAGAAGUAAAUCAUCAUAGAAAAAAGUUAUCUGGACGAAGAUUAGACUUUGACUGUAAACGAAGGAAAAAGGAAAAAGAGGGUACUCGUGCUGGAGGUUCGGCAAUCACAGAUGAAGAUUUGCGUUUAGCUGAAGAGAAGUUUGAGGAGUCGAAGCAACUUGCGGAAACUGCAAUGUUUAACCUACUGGAGAAUGAUGUUGAGCAAAUAGCACAGUUACAGUCAUUUAUUGAGGCCCAAACAGAGUACCAUCGUCAAGCUCUGGACAUCCUGCAGGACCUCGGUGAAACUAUUGAAUCAAGACGAAAUGAGGCUGCUUCUAGACCAAAAUCUGAUCAUAUUCCAAAACGUGUGGGGUCAUUUAAGAGAAGCCCAUCACCCUUUGAUGACAGUGACAGUGGAAGUUACAAUUUCAACAGUGCACCAGCUUAUGCUACCAUUGAAGAAACAAGUAUGUAUUUCAUAAAACAGCAUGGUUCUAAUUACAGUAGAGUAUUAUGAUUAUGUUGAUUUAGAUUUGAAAAUAACCAUGUCACUGAAUGCUCAGAUCUUGUAUAAUGAACAUAAAAGCACAUGGCUUCUGUAUAUUAAGUUUGAGGUAUGGACAUAUAUCUG
Molecule: messenger RNA, 1151 nt
Organism: Mercenaria mercenaria
Lineage: Eukaryota; Metazoa; Mollusca; Bivalvia; Venerida; Veneridae
Product: endophilin-A2-like
Exons: 11
Coding region: 84-1037 (317 amino acids)
Cellular component (GO): cytoplasm
Molecular function (GO): protein binding
Source: RefSeq, a predicted model, not a curated record